Messenger RNA from Xylaria bambusicola, 1302 nucleotides. RefSeq lists its product as uncharacterized. NCBI's taxonomy places the organism in Eukaryota, Fungi, Ascomycota, Sordariomycetes, Xylariales, Xylariaceae. Bases 194 to 1096 code for a protein of 300 amino acids. The record is from RefSeq and is a predicted model, not a curated record. The transcript has 2 exons.
UUUUUCCUAGCAUUCGCUCGCUGUUGAUUUCUGUCACUCUUUCAUCACUCUAGAAUAGAAUAAAAUACCUAAGCAGGGUAUUUGGUCGCUCGUUUGACACACUGACACCGAUUGUCAUAAGAUCCUUCAGUACAAUAUACUAGUACUUGGUCGGCUGCAACAUCAAUCUCCACCAACAUUUCCAUCUUUCAGAAUGAUUUGCUCCGCAGCGUACACCUUCUUAAUUGUAGGCCUCGCCGGCCGGAUACUGGCUGAGCCUGUUCGUGAGCCUUACCAGCCGUCACUCGCUCGCAUGUCGACUAGGGACAUUAUCGGUCUUCAUCGCCGUGCUAUAGAGGGAUACUCGCCAUCCGAGCUACUAUGUGGGGAAGGCAACACAUGCGCUGAGGCGUGUGGGAAGGGCUUCACAAAAUGCAAUUCUAAGGACCAUUUGACACACUGCUUCAAUCCCUCAAAGCAGCAAACAUGCUGUCCUAACGGCAGUGGCGACUCGUGUGAUAAUGGAUAUUUUUGCACUGCUGAUAAGGAUAACCAGACGUGGUGUUGCCCUGACGGUCUGAGCUUAAAGGAUUGUGCUCGGAAAUAUGAUAUCCCAGGACCUCUCACCUCUCAGUCACCAUCAACCACAGAAUCAAAGACGACAACGAAGGCCACUGCGACCAAGGAGACAUUAAGUGAAGUGUCACACACCUCAACGGCGACCAAAGAAACCACUACAACGAAAGAAGCGUCGACCAAGGAAGCAGCCACUACAAGCACGAAGGAUAGGAAGCCCGAGAGUACUAAGACAACUGAGAGCACUGAGAGUAUUAGCACUUCGAAGUCAUCACAUCCCCAUUCAACCGAGAAAUCUAAGGAGGUGGAAAAGACCAGUGUGACUACCAGCUCUACGACAUCAAGCUCUACUCUCGCCAAAGUGACCAGUUCCUCAAUCACCACCCCGGCUGUCACUGCGCAGACCGUUGGUCUGGAUUCUACGCCCACUUCGACGCCGCCCGUUUCAACCACUAGCAUAGAGCAAUCCGGCAGUGGUAACUAUAGACCUACCAAUAGCUUGAUGCUGUUCAUUGCUGGUGCCUUGGCCGCCAUCCUUUAAGCGCUGCAUCCUAAUGACUCCUUCGAUGUUUAUCGAAACACAUUCAUAUAGUUCUGUUGAACUAUCUCUAUUGGGCUACGCCAAUAACUUUGCCAAGGCCUCCUCGGUUGUUCCUGUUAUGGUCUCUAGAUUUGCCCGGGACCUCAUUUUAUGUAAUGUAUAUAAUACCCGAGAUGCUGAGUUCGUGUUGCUGUCGCUUUCAAUGG